Molecule: messenger RNA, 1617 nt
Organism: Daphnia pulicaria
Lineage: Eukaryota; Metazoa; Arthropoda; Branchiopoda; Diplostraca; Daphniidae
Product: pectinesterase inhibitor 10-like
Exons: 2
Coding region: 1-732 (243 amino acids)
Source: RefSeq, a predicted model, not a curated record
AUGGGUUCUGAUCCGGUGUCAUCAUUGAAUCCCUCAAGUUCUGCUGCUUCAUCAUUGGAUCCUUCAAGUUCUGCUCCGGCUUCAUCAUUGAAUCCUUCAAGUUCUGCUCCUGCUUCAUCGUUGGAUCCUUCAAGUUUUGCUCCGGCGUCAUCAUUGAAUCUUUCAAGUUCUGCUCCUGCUUCUUCAUUGGAUCCUUCAAGUUCUGCUCCGGCGUCAUCAUUGGAUCCUUCAAGUUCUGCUCCGUCGUCAUCAUUGAAUCCUUCAAGUUCUGCUCCUACUUCAUCAUGUGAUCCUUCAAGUUCUGCUCCAGCGUCAUCAUUGAAUCCUUUUAGUUCUGCACCUGCUUCUUCAUUGAAUCACGCUAGUUCUCCUUCGUUGUGUUCUCCAUUGGAAUCCGUUGUUGGUGCUACUUCGUCAUUGAAAGACGCUACUACAGCUUCAUCUUAUUCAUUGCAUUCCGGGAUGACCCCACAGAUCGGUUGUGGAACCAUUUUUGUUUCAUUGGAGGAAAUCAGACCGUUGACUAAAGUUAACCAAAACAUCCCAUUGGCCAAACGACCCUGGGCCAAUAAUAGUGCUGGUAGCACAAGCAUUCUAACCGAUACCCCAGAGAAGAUGAAAAUUGACGAAGAAAAUAGACGAAAAGAGAAAGACAUAAAAAAGAAAGAAAGAGAGCGAAAAAAUUUAGCACCGAAGAACAUUUUUAAACCAGCAGACAAAAAAAAACAUUGAGAAAAAGGCAAAAAAAUCAAAAAGAAAUGAAAACGAAGAAGAAACGAUCAAUGUAAACGAAGAAGAUGACGAAAACUGCAAUAAUACUCAAGAACAAACUGUUACUCAAAUAACACGUACUGGUCGUAUUGUUAAAAAAAAGAGCAAUUACUAACCUAUAGCUCGAUGUUCUUUUCAAUUUAUUGUGUUUAGUUAGUGAAUUUUCAUUUUAAGUCAACUUAGUUCAUGCACAAUUGUAAUUCUAAAUCACUGUUUUGUACGGUGGUGUUCAUUAAAAUUACAACUUAACGUUGCCGUCCAGUCAAAAUAGAAACCUAGAAGAUCCAAUCUAAUUAUUUUUGUGUGUGUUGUGUUGUGCGUAAAUUUAAAAUUUAAAUCAAAUGUCAAACGGAGUAAUGUUCCAGUUCAGGUGUCUUAAACCAGUUCAACCAGAAAUAAAAUACAUCGUUAAUUCAACAAAAUCUUAAUCUUAAUCUAUUGUUAUGAAAACACACAGAGAAACAUACAAAUUAAAAGUUAUUGGCUAUCUAUCGUAGUCGCUACGUUGUUGUAGCGCUACGUAUCUGUUAGCAACUGGAAUUUUAAAUUUCUUGUGUUAAAUAAGCUCCUCUCAUUCCACGGCCAUUGCUGUCCGAUUUCACCCAAGUUAAUCGUCCAAUAUUCCCCCAAAACCCCCUCUUCCGGUAGAAGCGUGAUAAUUAUUAUAGCACAUCACAUAAUUUUUUUUUCUUUUUUACAGCGUGUUAAAAACUUUGAAAUGCUAUCCACAGUUGUGACUCAGUCCGUCAAUGCAUAUCUACGCAUCCACGAUCGAAGAAAAGGAGGGGGCUCCAACCCGUCGUUAUCUGACCACCUCGUUCGUUCAGACGACGACGAUUUAGCGAA